Messenger RNA from Delphinapterus leucas (beluga whale), 3613 nucleotides. The record is from RefSeq and is a predicted model, not a curated record. NCBI's taxonomy places the organism in Eukaryota, Metazoa, Chordata, Mammalia, Artiodactyla, Monodontidae.
UUGUAGCAUCUUACCCAAUACUAUUUACUCUCUGAGGGCCCACAUGAGAGCAAACUGACUCUUCAGGAAGUUCUUUGCAAAUUCUCCCCACAAAAUGUUUUUCUUUGUUUGUAUCUUGGUAUCAAUUCUAAAAAGUUUUCAAGAUUUGGACUCUGGUAUUAUAACUGUGCUCAGAGUAUCCACACAGACGUGUUCUGCUUCAUCAUCCAAUGAACUCUGCCUGUUAGUGGAUGUGGCACUCCAGUGGAAGGAAGCCAAGAGCCUAUAGUAGCGAUCCUGGGGAAAAUUUAAGCAGCUGUGGCCAUGUAAUUUAAAACCUCCAAAAAGUGUGCUGCGGUCUGUGCACAGCGUUAGUAUAACAUGAGGGCUGGAUAUAGCCCGUUCUCAUUCUCUGGAGGACUUCUUCGCCUGCUGCAGGAAAGAGAAGGCUGAAAGACAAACCUGGGUGCAGCCGGAAAGGUCCAGAUAGAUGAGCUUGUGGCAUCCAUUCCCCAAAUUCAGGGACUCCACCGUGCCUCAGCUGGGCCUCAUUGUUCCUGAACUGCAUUAGUUAAGAUUACCCAAACGUGGAUUUCAAAGGAAUACUUUCAUUGUUCCAUCUGUCACACCAAGUAAUUGGGGCCAGCUGGAUGUCAGGAUGCGCGUGGUAACCAUCUUAAUCCUGCUCUUCUUUUGUAAAGCCGCUGAGCGCAAAGGAAGCCCUGGGGGUGCGAGAAACCGAGUGAAUCACAGCCGGGCUGGUGGGAGCCGGAAGGGCUCCAGCCUGGUCAAACGCUACGCUCCAGGCCUCCCCUGCGAAGUGUACGCAUAUCUUCACGAGAAAUACUUAGAUUGUCAAGAGAGAAAACUAGUUUAUGUGCUGCCCGGCUGGCCUCAGGAUUUGCUGCACAUGCUAUUAGCAAGAAACAAAAUCCGCGUACUGAAGAACAACAUGUUUUCCAAGUUUAAAAAGCUGAAAAGCUUGGAUUUACAACAGAAUGAGAUCUCCAAAAUUGAGAGUGAGACUUUCUUUGGUUUAAAUAAACUUACCACUCUCUUACUGCAGCACAACCAGAUCAAAGUCUUGACAGAGGAAGUGUUCAUUUACACACCUCUCCUGAGUUACCUGCGUCUCUAUGACAAUCCCUGGGAUUGUACUUGUGAGAUGGAAACGCUUAUUUCAAUGUUGCAGAUUCCAAGGAACCGGAAUUUGGGGAACUACGCCAAGUGUGAAAGCCCACAAGGACUAAAAAAUAAAAAACUGAGGCAGAUAAAAUCUGAACAGUUGUGUAAUGAAGAAGAAAAGGAACAUUUGGAUCCAAAACCCCAAGUGUCAGGGAAACCCCCAGUCAUCAAGCCUGAGGUGGACUCUUCUCUUUGCCACAACUAUGUGUUUCCUAUACGAACACUGGACUGCAAAAGAAAAGAGUUGAAGAAAGUUCCAAACAACAUCCCUCCAGACAUUGUUAAACUUGACUUGUCACACAACAAAAUCAACCAGCUUCGACCCAAGGAGUUUGAAGAUGCUCAUGAGCUAAAGAAAUUAAGCCUCAGCAGCAACGGCAUUCAAUUCAUAGAUCCCGCUGCUUUUUUAGGACUCACACAUUUAGAAGAGUUAGAUUUAUCAAACAACAGUCUGCAAAACUUUGACUAUGGAGUAUUAGAAGACUUGUAUUUUUUGAAACUCUUGUGGCUCAGAGAUAACCCUUGGAGAUGUGACUACAACAUCCACUACCUCUACUACUGGUUAAUGCAUCACUACAACGUGCACUAUAAUGGCCUGGAGUGCAAAAUGCCCAAAGAAUACAAAGGGUGGUUUGUGGGAAAAUAUGUUCGGAGUUACUAUGAAGAAUGCCCCAAAGACAAAUUACCAGCAUACCCUGAAACAUUUGACCAGGAUACAGAAGAUGAUGAAUGGGAAAAAAUACAUAAGGAUCACACAGCAAAGAAACAAAGUUAAGUCAGCUUGUGCAUUGAAUAAAUUUCCAUUUCUGAUUCCUGUGCACUCCAAAAUGAGGUCCUGGUAAACCCAAAUUCUCAACUACUUUUCACUGAUCCUUGCAAAAAACUGUCAAGCUAGACCUGAAGGAGAAUUGCCACAGGCAAUAAGCCAAGAAUCUGAGAAUUAUAUUAGAGACGGCUCAGAAGAUGGGACUCUCAGAAGCAGUUGUAGAUGAUGUGAACAUGAGCUCUGAACAGGUAUAAACACUAGUAAAUGUGGAAACAGCACUGGGUUUUUAACAGAGUUCAGACUAGGAAGCCACCUGUCAGUGGGAAGGAUCUGAGAGCCCUUCCUGCUAAGCUAAUAUGUCAAGGAACAUAAAACAGGAUGAAAUUAGGAUUCAGGGUCAGGAUUUGGGAUGAAAAAGAAGCAAACAAAAAGGGAAGUGAUAUCAGAAGCAACUGAGGGCAGAGGUGGUACCCAAGAGAAGCCCCAUGAUUUGCGUUGCAGGUUAAAAUUAACUCACCUGGAGAAACAAUAACCAGAAAGAGAGGAAGUGUCUGGAGACUGACCCCAUCAGUUUGUAUUUUGAUAGUACUGUACUAUUAGAAAAAUAAAAUGCAAAGAAAUAUGUACAUAUCAUUAGAAAUACCACUUUUUCCUUUUUAUGCAGAUUUUCUUUUCACUGAGUUGAAUAUAUUUCCAUUUCUUAUAUCAAGGUAUUCAUACAAAGUUUAACAACUGGUCUUAUACUUGUACAAAUUUCUAAAGUAUAGAACGUGGUAAAUAACAAAUAGUAUUAAGCAUUUCUUUUUUUUUUUUUGGCUGCACCACGCGGCUUGCAGGAUCUUAGUUCCCCAACCAGGGAUUGAACCCAGGCCACAGCAGUGAAAGCACCAAGUCCUAACCACUGGUCCUCCAGGGAAUUCCCUUGAACAUUUCUUAAACACCUAUUAGAGGCCAGACACUGUGCUAAGAGCUUCACGUAUUCUAUUUCUAAUUCUCACAAGAUCCCUCUGAGGUACAUAAUAUUAUCUGCCUUUUCUAGAUGAGGAAACCAAGGCUUAGUAUGUAGGUAACUUGGAUAGAGCCACAAAGCUGGCAGGUGGCAGAGCCUGGAUUCAGGUCCACCUAAGUCCUUUCUACUGUGCAAGGAUACAGAGCACUCUAAAUGUUACCUUUAGUCAUGGCUACCUCACAUCAGAACUUCCAGAAACAGACACUAAAAGAAUAGUAUGUGCUUUUUCUCCUGAAACACUUAUGAGGGCAGGUGAUAAUCUUUGGGUCAUGUCAGUUAAUUCUAUUAAUAUGUAUAGGAAACCAAGAGAGUGGGAAGCUGGAACAAUUGCUGGAGCUGGUGGUUCAGGAAAUGACACUGGAUUGUAAGGUUCUAACCACUAUGCGCAUUUUAUCAAUGGUUUGGGUCAGGGUGGAGACUUAGAAAUACUGUUUCUCAAUGCAAAUUCUCACAUUGUUCAACAUGAGGUAUUGAAGGUAGCUGUUAAGUUUGAAGUGUUACCAGAGAGAUGUAAUAAAUUCACUUAUUGUUGAUGAGCACUCAGAGUGGAAUAUUAAAUAAAACAUCCAAGAUUUGAUGGUGGAGAAUGCCAGGUGGGACCUCAGUGGAAGACAGAGGCACACAGUGGGAAUGUGAGGGUUCUGGAAAGAAAUAAGGGCAUUAAAUCUGAUUCA